This is a messenger RNA of Diabrotica virgifera virgifera (western corn rootworm), 7550 nucleotides long. RefSeq names its product zinc finger protein 235-like. NCBI's taxonomy places the organism in Eukaryota, Metazoa, Arthropoda, Insecta, Coleoptera, Chrysomelidae. Gene Ontology annotation, cellular component: nucleus. The transcript has 3 exons. Bases 917 to 2269 code for a protein of 450 amino acids. The record is from RefSeq and is a predicted model, not a curated record.
UAGGUUUGUUCCAACACGACCGAGAACCGUCACGAAACGGUAAUGCUCCUGCGCAGUAAACAAAAUCCGUUCCAACAAAAAUAUGAUCGUCAUCGGAUCGUCCUUCCCACUGUUCCAACAAGAAAUGUGAUCUUUCGGUGACGGUUUCGUGAUGAUCAUUUCAGUAAUCGGGCAAAUGCAUUUGGACUGACUUGCGCACUAGGACUUAAUUCUUUAAAGUUUUUGAGCCUUUGAUCGACUAAAAGCACACAAGCUGUCACCAAUAAAAAUGACAAAUAUAUGAUUACCGUCAUGGGACGAUAACUGGGCGAUACAAUUACGAACAUGCGCACAACAAACGGUACAAGUAGUUUCGUGACGGUUUCUGGACCGUCCAAAAGUUCAUGUUGGACGGUCCAGAAACCGUAACGACGAUUACCGUCCUGCGCAGUACCAUGGAACGUAUUAUUUCGUUGCCAUGGAACGUUAAUUAUCUAGUAACGAAACGGUAAUCCUGACGGUCAUUGGUCGUGAAAACACGAUAAUUUUGGCAACAACGUGGCAUCCCUGGCUCCACGGAACAUCACUGUCAUGUGAUCUGUCAUCUAUCACUUUGCUGUUGACGUUUUUUUAACGUUUUUUGAUUUUGCCGAUUUUUUUUGGAAAAUACAAGAUCAAGAUGUAAAUUUUGCAUAGUAUUUUAAAACGUGUAUUUUUGCACAAUUUACUGGUAAACAUACUAGAUAUUUAUUUUCUACUUCGUUAAUUACUAUUAAGACAAUUGGAUACAUUUGUUUACUUUCCAAUAUCACAAAUCUUUGAUUUGAAGAAUAAAGCAGAAGAUAAUUCAGUUUUAUAAAUACAAGUACAAUAUGUAUGUAAUUGAAAUUUAAAGAUUAGUCCUAAACAGUGUGAUUUGUAUUUAAUUAGCUGUACUAUGGAAAUAAAAACUGAAAUUAAGCAAGAGCUUGUGGAAGGUGACCUAAGAUAUGUAGACAGUCAGUUUUCCUCAUCCAUAAGUCCUGGAGCUUUGAAAAAUGAACCAGCAGACAAUUAUUCAGCUAUGGAAAUAAAAGCUGAAAUUAAGGAAGAGUGUCUGGAUGGUGACCUAAGACAUAUAGACAGUCAAUUAUCCUCAUCCGUAUAUCUUGAGGAUACGAAGAAUGAAUCUAAUGAUAACACAGACCCUCUCGGAGAGAAGAAGACAUUGGAAGUUAUAGAAAAAAUAUCCCUACAUAACUGUAACAAAGAAUGUGUGACUCGACCUGAUGAAGAAAAAAAAUGUGAAAUGUGUAUUAAGGAGCUUGGUCAUAAAAGUUAUUUAAACAACCAUAUGAAAAUACACACUGGAAAAGAACCUUACAAGUGUGAAAUCUGUUUGAAGGAAUUUUGUGCAGCAGUACAUUUGAAACAACACUUACGAAUGCACACUGGAGCAAAGCCUUAUAAGUGUGAAAUUUGUUUUCAGCAGUUUACUCAAGCAGGAAAUUUGAAAAUACACUUAAGAACACAUACUGGAGAUAAGCCUUACAAGUGUAAAAUUUGUUUUAAGCGUUUUAAUUAUUCAGGCAGAUUGAAGGAACACUUGAGAGUGCACACUGGAGAAACACCUUACAAGUGUGAAAUUUGUUUUAAGCUAUUUAGUGUAGCAGGAAAUUGGAAAAAGCACUUACGAAUGCACACUGGAGAAAAUCCUCACCAGUGUGAAAUUUGUCUUAAGCAAUUUACUCAAGUAGGCAGUUUGAAAAAUCACUUAAGAUUGCACACUGGAGAAACACCUUACAAGUGUGAAAUUUGUUUUAAGCAAUUUAGUGUAGCAGGAAAUUUGAAAACACACUUACGAAUGCACACUGGAGAAAAGCCUCACAUGUGUGGAAUUUGUUUUAAGCGAUUUAGUGCAACAGGAGAUUUGAAAACACACUUACGAACACACACUGGAGAAAAGCCUUACAAGUGUAAAAUUUGUUUUCAGCAAUUUGCUCAAACAGGCAGUUUGAAAAAUCACUUAAGAUUGCACACUGGAGAAACACCUUACAAGUGUCAAAUUUGUUUUAAACAAUUUAGUGCAGCAGGAAAUUUAAAAACACACUUACGAAUUCACACUGGAGAAAAGCCUCACAAGUGUGAAAUUUGUUUUAAGCAAUUUAGUCAAUCAAGUGAUUUAAAAAAACAUUUGAGGGUGCACACUGGGGAAAAACCUUAUAAGUGUGAAAUUUGUUUUAAGCAAUUUAGCCGAUCCUAUGAUUUGAAAAGACAUUUGAGAGUAGUGCACACUGGAGAAAACCCUUAAAAGUGUGAAAUUAGUUUUACGCAAUUUAGUCAAUCAAAUGAUUUGAAAACACACAAGUGCAUAUUGAAGAAAAGCCUCACAUAAGUGUGAAACUUGUUUGAAGCAGUAUAUUCAAAAGCGUAAGCCCUGGCGCAAAUUGAAUCUAAAGCCGAAUUUAGAUUAUUCACUGAUGAUGAUUCAUCCGCAAUGAAAGGUAUAAACAUACUCUUCAUAUAUGUUGUAUAUUUACUUAUUUAAGUUAUGGCAUUUCGGAACACACGCCAAUACCAUACUUUGGAAGCUGUCAAAGAAAUGUCACACGCAGACAGAACACUGUAAUGUCGGCAAUGAUGUCAUGUUGAAGAUGUCCAUCUUGUCUCGUGUAAAGAUACAAAUUAAUGUGAUUCAAUAAGUAGCCCAUAGUUUUAUCAAAUACAUAACAUUAUUUUGGCGACGAGUCCCGAUCGAAUCCAAGCAGGCAAAGUCCGCAAAUUAGUCGUCUGAAGUCUGGUCGCGUGUAAAGUAUUUGUGCAUUGUAAAGUAAGGUCAAAAAAUGUCGUUAAUCGGUUCAAUAGAGCAGUUCAAUCCUAGAGACUCGGACAUUUCAUCGUAUAUAGAGGGACUAGAACAGUUGUUUAUCUGUAAUAAGGUUGAAGAUGAUAAGAAAGUGCCUUUACUAAUAACGUUAAUAGGGGGAGAGGCUUACAAUGUCCUGAAGGAUUUACUAGCUCCAGAUUUACCCAGCAAAAAGUCUUUUGCAGUACUAAAACAAACAUUAAAAGAUCAUUUCAGUCCAAAAAGGCUUGUAAUAGCUGAACGUUAUAAAUUUUAUAAUGCAAUUCAAGAGCAAAACGAAGAUAUAAAGUCUUUUGUUACAAGAUUGAAAAAGUUAUCACAGCACUGCAACUUUGGUCAAUUCUUAUCUGAAUGUCUUAGAGACAAGUUAGUUUGUGGUGUGAGGUCGUAUGCCAUUAAAAAAAAGUUGUUAUCAGAAGACAAGUUAACACUUGACAAAGCUUCUGAAACAGCUUUAGCAAUGGAACUUGCAGAAGGUCAGGUGAGAACAAUGGGUGCUGAGCGUAAUUUGUCUUGUGUGACAGAAAACUUGGACAAGUUGUCAUUUAAAAAUAAAAAUGUCAUUAAGAAUACAAAAUACAGCACUCCUGGUCCUAGUCAAAAUAAAGAGUCAAGAAGUCAGAGAAGAGAGUUGAAGUCAUGUUUCAGAUGUGGUAGGAAACACGAGCCAGAAAAGUGUCCAGCAAAAAGUUGGGAAUGUUUUAAGUGUUAGAAGAUUGCGCACACAAGUCGUGUCUGCAGAAGUGGUAAUGUCAAUACAGUGGAAGAAAAUUCAGAAGAAGAAGAGGACAACAAUUCCUUGGUUUUAGGUUUUUUGUCUACCUUAGAGUCAGGAAAGGUCCCUCCAGAGUAGGUAUGGCUGGAAAUUUAAAGUAAGAAGGUUUGUUUUGAAAUAUGUAGAUUGUGGUGCUUGCAGGUCAGUUAUUCAUAUUGAUGAUUUUAUUAAGUAUUUUCCUGAGUUAAAAUUAUAUUCUGUAAGAUAUGAUUUAAGAGUUCUAAUUGGUCAAUGCGUGUCAAUAGUAGGUGAAACAGAUGUUCUUGUAAAAUCAAACAAUGAAAUUGUCAAUUUACCAUUAGUAGUAUUAAAAAGUAAUCAUAAAUUUGCACCUUUGUUAGGAAGAAACUGGUUAAACAUACCUAACCCCAAUUGGAGACAAAAAAUGAAUUUUAAUGUAUCAAAUCUCAAAAGUAGUCCAGAGUCCAUAAAUUUAUGUCAUUCCGAGUCAGAAAGUCAAAGUAAAAAGAUGUCAACAAAUUUUAAUAAUGAAAUGCAUGUCUUAAAUUUAGUGUCAGACUUGAAGAAGGGGUUUAGAAAUGUUUUUGAGGCCGAGCCUGAUUCAUGCAUAAAAAAAUUUGAAGUAGAUCUUAAACUGAAAGAGGGAGCUCAGCCAGUAUUUCACAGAGCUUAUAAUAUGCCAUAUGCAUUAAGAGAAAAAGUUGAGUUAGAAUUAUCAAAUAUGAUAAAGUCUGGAAUUUUAAAAAAAGUAACGUAUAGUAACUGGGCUAGUCCCAUGGUCGUGGUGCCUAAAAAGAAUUCACAUGAAAUUAGGAUUUGUGUAGACUUAAAAAAAACUCUAAAUCAAGCAUUAGAUGCAGAUCAUUGUGUUUUGCCAUUACCUGAGGAUAUUUUUGCAUGUCUCAGGGUCAAAAAUAUUUCUCGGUCAUUGAUUUGAAGGGGGCAUAUCAACAAUUAAAAGUGAGUCCGCACAAAAAUUGUUGGUUAUUAAUACUCACCUAGGUCUUUUUUCAUAUACUAGACUUACUUAUGGUGUAAGCUCGGCUCCAGGCAUUUUUCAAUCUAUUAUAGAGACCAUUUUGUCAGGUUUGAGUGAAACUAAAUGCUAUUUGGAUAUAAUUGUUUUUGGUGCAUCCUUGCAGGAAUGUUAUCAAAAUGUGCAAAAGGUUUUAGAAAGACUUUUAGAUUUUAAUGUUAAAGUUGAUGAAAAAAAAUGUAAAUUUUUUCAAACAAAAAUAGAGUUCUUGGGGCAUGUUGUUGGUGUUAAUGGUAUCCACCUUACUCAAGAGAAGGUUGAUGCAAUAAAAUCUGCACCUUCACCAAAUUCAUUAACAGAGUUAAAGUCUUAUCUAGGGUUACUAAAUUACUAUGGAAAAUUUAUCCCCAUGUUGUCGAGUAAACUAAGACCUUUGUCAGUCUGUUAUUGAUUUCACUAAAAACUGGACACAAGAAUGUGAAGAUUAACAUUUCAAUUAAGUAAAAAACUUUUAACCUCUGAAAGUGCCUUAACCCGUUAUAAUCCUAAUCUGCCAAUUUAUGUAACGUGUGAUGCUAGUGGAUAUGGUGUAGGAUGUGUUAAGUCAUAAAAUAAAUAAUAUUGAAAAACCAGUAAUGUUUGGGUCAAGUACUUUGUCUGUAAACGAAAAAAUUAUAGUAAUUUAGAGCGUGAGGCCCUUGCAAUUAUUUUUGCAAUAAAAAAAUUUCAUAAAUAUCUGUAUGGAAGAAAAUUUGUCUUAAUUACGGAUCAUCAACCUUUACAGUUCAUAUUUGGAAAAAACAAAGGUAUCCCGACAUCUGCUGCAUCUAGAAUCACACGAUGGGCAGUUACAUUAUCUGGGUAUCAAUAUGACAUUCAAUAUAGAAAAGGUUCGUCUAUCAGUAAUGCUGAUGGAUUGUCACGUUUACCUUGUAAUAAUAAAGCAGAGAUUUCUGAUUUUUUAUAUUCGUUUAGUUUGCUUAAUCAAAUACCUCUUAAUGCAGAAGAUAUAGUCAAGGAAACAAAUAAAGAUCUAAUUUUACUUAAGGUAAAAGAUUUUACUAUUUCUGGGAUUCAGAUAGGACAUAAUUAUGUCUUAGAUUCUAGUUUGGAGCCCUAUUUUAAAAAAAGAAAUGAGUUGUCUGUGGAGAACAAUUGCAUUUUACUAGGGAAUAAAACAGCUGUACCAAAAGUCUUGCAAAAUGAAGUUUUAAAGUUAUUUCAUGAACAGCAUGAUGGAAUAGUACGUAGUAAAAUUCUAAUGCGAUCCUACUGUUGGUGGCCUAAUAUGAAUGAGUGUAUAGAAAUAUUUGUAGCAUCUUGUGAGAUAUGUCAACAGAAUCAAAAUUUUACUAAUAAUAAUAGCAUGUUGUCAUCAUGGUCAUCAUCACCACAUAAUUUUUUUAGAGUUCAUAUUGAUUUCUUUAAGAAAUUUGGAUUUAAUUUUUUGUUGCUUUUGGAUCAAAAGUCUAAAUGGCUAGAAAUCAAAAUGAUGAAAAAUGGCACAGAUACUUCAGAAACAUUUUAUGAGUUAAAAACUAUUUUUGCUAAUUUUGGUCUUCCAACAGAACUAGUUUCUGAUAGCGGUCCUCCAUAUAAUUCUAUCGAAUUUGUGUCAUUUUUGCAGGCAAAUGGAAUUAAACCUGUUAAGUCACCAGGAUAUCACCCACAAAGUAAUGGGUUGGCUGAAAGGGGCGUUCAAACAAUUAAAAAAACUUUAGAAAAACAUUGUUUUCAGACAAGGGAAAAGAAAUGUCAGAAAAAUUAGUUUUGAAUAAGUUACAAAAUUAUCUUUUUAGUUACAGAAAUAUCACUUCGACUGUAACAGGAGUCUCACCUGCCGAAGCUGUAAAACCAUCAAGUCAAAAUAUAUGUAUUAAAUCUAAUAACAUAACUAAUCGAUCUUUAUAUAAGAUAAACCAAAAUGUUUUUGUAAAAUAUAAGCGUACUAAGCUGUGGCAAAAGGGUGUUAUUAAAAAAGUCCUAACUUUUAGUAGGUACAUACCUUGUUCAAAUAGAGGACAAUAUUAAGUUUGUUCACUCAGAUGAUUUAAGAAGUAGUGUUUAUGAGACUUUACCAAUACAAGAUAGUGUUUUACCGGAGGUGCGUGAUGUAGUUGUGCAACCAAAAAUAAGUGCUAGCCCGUCGUUAAUUUUAGAUAGAGGUAAUAAGAAUCAUGUCAUGGAAGUUGAAGUUGCACCAAACAAUUUUAUUCAGUCACCAGUUUUAGAAACAACUUAGCAUGCUGCUAGUUCUAUUACAACUACAACUUCACCUUCUAUUCAAUCACCCCUACACACUAGAUCUGGUAGAAUUAUUAAAGCACCUACCAGAUUUAAUCUUUAAAAAGAAGGGGAGAAAUGUUGUAUAUUUACUUAUUUAAGUUAUGGCAUUUCGGAACACACCCCAAUACCAUACUUUGGGAGCUGUCAAAGAAAUGUCACACGCAGACAGAACACUGUAAUGUCGGCAAUGAUUUCAUGUUGAGGAUGUCCAUAUUGACUGCGUUCACCAGAUGCAAACACGUUCACAAAUGUUUGCUCUUUGAUUCUAAACUUGUUGACAGCGAGCUGAACGGUUGGUUGUUUAAUUUAAAAUUUGACAUUUUGCUUGCUUGGUUUGAACGUAACCUAAAAUAAAUUUUCUCAAUAAAUACGUUUUGAAUUUAUUUUAUUUAUUAAAGGAAAAAAGAAAAUUUAUUUAAUAGAUAAUAACGUAGCAGAAUGUCUUCAGUAGCCUUUAUUUUAUAUAUAAAACCCUUAUCAAUAUAUUCUACAAUAUAUACAAUUUAAAUUCCCGCCAUAUUUUUUCAAUAUUCAACACGUUUGCAAAGUUCAACUCAAAUAUCUUAUGUAUGCAAAAAUGGCGACCGCUUUCCAAACAUGUUUGACGUUAGCAAGUCGUUCAGAACCAUAAAGCGCAAACUGAUUGCCAACGUUUGCAUCUGGUGAACGCGCCCAUUGUUUCGUGUAAAGAUACAAAUUAAUGUGUUUCAAUAAAGUAGUCAAAGUCG